UUUUUUUUUAAGAUAUAAAAGAUUUACUUGUUAGUUUAAAAGUAAAGACUUUCUUUUCCUUUUCAAUUAUAUUAAAAAAAAAACUUUUUUUAUACAUUUUAUUUAUCAUAUAAUAGAAUGGAAAUAGAUAAGCUUCAAGCUAUUCCAGGAAUUCCUUUCCCUCAAUUAUAUGAAUUCUUUAUGGAUUGGAAAACACCUGUAUGUAUUGCCACAAUCUAUACUCUCUGUGUGCAUUUUUUCAAUCCUUCUGUGGAAUCAGCAAGACUUUCUCGAGUAGAAGCAAAGAAUCGUGGUUUACAGAAUGUAACAAAGAAAUCCAACAAGUUCAUGACUGUAUUUGUUUUUGUACAUAAUUUAUUACUCUCUAUUUAUUCUGGAAUUACAUUUGUUACUAUGGCUCAUAAUAUGCAUAAGCUUUUCAAUCGUGGCUCAUCUCUUCAUGAUGCUUAUUGUGAUAUGGAUAGUUUCUUAUGGAAUGAAGGACUUGGUUAUUGGGGAUAUCUUUUCUAUCUUUCUAAAUUUUAUGAAGUGGUUGAUACUGCGAUUAUUAUCUUAAAGGGACGUCGUUCAAGUUUAUUACAAACAUAUCAUCAUUCAGGCGCUAUGAUUACAAUGUGGUCUGGUAUUCGUUAUCAAGCACAGCCUAUUUGGAUCUUUGUUGUUUUUAAUUCACUUAUUCAUUCCAUUAUGUAUAUGUAUUAUGCUAUGACAUCAAUCGGCCUUCACCCACCUGGAAAGCGUUAUUUAACUUCUAUGCAAAUCACUCAGUUCUUGGUUGGUAUGUCGACUGCCGUUAGCUAUCUCCUUGUCCCUAAUUGUCUUAGAACACCUGGCCAACAACUCGCUGUAUAUAUUAAUGUUGGUUAUCUUUUACCCUUAACUUAUCUUUUUGUUGACUUUGCUAGAAAGACUUAUGGACUAAAUCUAUUAGAACAUAAAUCAAGAUAUUCACUUGAAUACAUUAUUAGGACUGCAGUACUAAAUACGAAUUAUUGAUUGUUGUACUUGUCUCCCUAUUUUCCUCUUUAGCAUUCUUAUUAUUAUAUACAGAAAGGAAUAUAAAAUACGCGUUUAACAAAGUAUCAUUUAACGUGAAUAGAUAGAAAGUAACACAUAGAAUAAUAUAAACAAGCUCAAGUCUUUGGAUAAAUAAAUGUUUGUAAUAAUGACUACAGUAAUAAGUCAAUAGAUGCAUAUGAAAUAUGAAACAGAGACUAUAUAUCCCCUAUGAAAUGAAAUAACUACAUUAAAACCAUUAUUUAUUGUAUAGAAUAGACUACUU
Molecule: messenger RNA, 1282 nt
Organism: Cokeromyces recurvatus
Lineage: Eukaryota; Fungi; Mucoromycota; Mucoromycetes; Mucorales; Mucoraceae
Product: ELO family
Exons: 4
Coding region: 118-996 (292 amino acids)
Biological process (GO): fatty acid elongation, polyunsaturated fatty acid; sphingolipid biosynthetic process; fatty acid elongation, monounsaturated fatty acid
Cellular component (GO): endoplasmic reticulum membrane
Molecular function (GO): fatty acid elongase activity
Source: RefSeq, a predicted model, not a curated record